Molecule: messenger RNA, 3298 nt
Organism: Salvelinus fontinalis (brook trout)
Lineage: Eukaryota; Metazoa; Chordata; Actinopteri; Salmoniformes; Salmonidae
Gene: plcxd1.1
Product: phosphatidylinositol-specific phospholipase C, X domain containing 1
Exons: 8
Coding region: 475-1665 (396 amino acids)
Biological process (GO): lipid metabolic process
Molecular function (GO): phosphoric diester hydrolase activity
Source: RefSeq, a predicted model, not a curated record
AUUUGUGCUGCAGGCAGAAUACUAGUGGCGCCUUCACGAAACGAGCGUAGCCUGGGGACCGGUCGGUCCGGAAGAAAAUUACUAUUCGGGAAAAAAAGAAAAAGGUCUCCGCUAAUAUAAUCAUGUAUGUACAGUUUCAUAUUUGGCAAAAACGAUAGAGCCAUAAAGACACCGGUGAUGGAAAGAAGGUCUCUGAAGGAGCAGACUGGGCCGACUUCCGUAUGAUACCGGCGCAUAUUACAGGCAAGCAUCGGACAAGUACUCGCAAAGUGCACUUGAUUUGACACCGCGUACUAUAGAGACUAGUUUUCUUUUCUCUGUUCCCACCUUCAGUGUUUUGUGGAUUUUUGGAAUAGACGUCGUUUUGUGGGACACCCUUUUGGCUUUUUUCAGUCACCCAUACCACCGUUUCAUUUAAAACUGGAUUGGUCAGCAGCUGGCAGCUCCUGCUGCAUCAUUUGAAACCACCCACAAAUGUCCUCCGAGGUGGUGUCUGAAGUGCAGGUGUCUCUGAAGGAACUUCCCAUGGACACCUGGAUGGACCACCUGCCCUGUGCUCUAUGGGACGUUCCCCUGAGGAACCUAGCUAUACCAGGAAGCCAUAAUGCUAUAACCUACUGUCUGGAUAGGAGUGACCGUUCCCCUGUCGACCUGACACAACCGGAUUUACUGCAGAAGCUCGACAAAUACAUGAAGCCCCUGAUACGACCGUUUGUCUAUAAAUGGGCAGUUACACAGGAGGCGACAGUGAAGGAGCAGCUAGACUGUGGGGUCAGAUAUCUUGACCUGAGGAUCGCACAUCGACCCCACGACACCUCCACUGACCUGUACUUCUACCACGGAGUGUACACUACGCUCACUGUAGAGGUAGGAUACUAUGGAGUGAGGAUCGCACAUCGACCCCACGACACCUCCACUGACCUGUACUUCUACCACGGAGUGUACACUACGCUCACUGUAGAGGUAGGAUACUAUGGAGUGAGGAUCGCACAUCGACCCCACGACACCUCCACUGACCUGUACUUCUACCACGGAGUGUACACUACGCUCACUGUAGAGACCGUUCUUCAGGAGAUCAGAUCCUGGCUAGAUGUCCAUACCAGAGAGGUGGUUCUGCUGUCCUUCAGUCACUUCCUGGGUCUGAAUCAGGACCUCCACACCGGACUUGUAUCAACCAUCAGAACCAUCUUCACCUCCAGGCUCUGUCCAACUACGGAAGUGGUGACGCUGAGGAAUCUGUGGACGCUGGGUUACCAGGUGAUUGUCUCCUAUGAGCACAGCAUGGUCAGCCUCUACAGCGACCUUUGGCCUCACAUCCCCUACUGGUGGGCCAACAAGUGUAAAGCCGAGGCUCUGAUCGAGGAGUUCGAACACAGGAAACAACAUGGCCGCCCAGGAGGGUUCUUUGUGACGGGCAUCAACCUGACCGAGGAUCUGAAGUACAUCUGUUCUCACCCCACCGAGUCUCUGAAGGACUUGGUGAUGUCCACGUCCCCUGCCCUGCUCUCCUGGGUCAGGGGCCAGAGCCCUGGCUCCGACUCCCGCUCCCUCAACAUCAUAGCUGGGGACUUUGUCUCAGAGAGCCACUUCGUACCCACCGUCAUCGCACUCAAUCAACAUUUAGUCCGCUGCACUGGUCCCUGCGAUGUUAGCGGAGGAAACUGACCCAUCUGCUGUGUUCCAAAUGACACCAUAUUCCCUCUGUAGCCCAUAGGCCUCUGGUCUGAAGUAGUGUACUAUAUAGGGAAUAGGCCUCUGGUCAAAAGUAGUGCACUAUGUAGGGAAUAGGCCUCUGGUCAAAAGUAGUGCACUAUGUAGGGAAUAGGCCUCUGGUCAAAAGUAGUGCACUAUAUAGGGAAUAGGCCUCUGGUCUAUAGUAGGGCACUAUAUAGGGAAUAGGGUGCCAUUUGGAAUGCAUUAUCUGACACAUCUUAUUGCACAGAAUAUCAUGUUUUAACUACGCUGUAGAAGAGGAUGGGACUGUAGCAGGAUAACAUGAUGAUGUAAUAGAACUUUGCUUGUAAAAAAAAAAAAACUUGGAUUCUGAUAGAACAUAUUUGCACAAUUAUAUAAUUAUAAUUAAUAUAAUAAUAAUUAUAUUGCCGACAGUGAAAUGUUUGCCUGUAUACCAUAUUUCAGGCAAUGUGGCCACAUUUUAAAAUGUUCCUUUGACCUCAGCAAUAAUGCUGUGACUAAUGUCCUGUCUAAAACUUCUGUCAGCGUCUCCGACUAGAACGAGUGCCUACAAUAAUAAAGUCGAGCCUCUUCCACAAAACUACGGCGGUGUCACAAAUGGAACCAGACGCUAAAUAGUGCACUACUUUUCACCAGACCCUUAUGGGCCCUGAUCAAAAGUAGUGCACUAUGUAGGGAAUAGCGUGCCAUUUUGGCAAGCAAACCACGUUACAAAUGGUUAGCACCUACGAUGUAUUUCCAUUAGAUAUCCAGGAUCUGUGGUUAAGGAAUAAGGAAUGCCUGUAUCUCUCUAGUUAUAACGUUAAUGCUGUACCAACUGAAGAACAGAGUCUGUCCCAAAAGGCUCCCUAUUCCCUACGUGGUGCACUUCUUUUGACCAGGGCCCAUAGGGAAUAGGGAGCCUUUUUGGAAUGCACCCCAGAUCAAACCUACACGAACCAUUGCAUGAUAUCAGACGCAUGACCUAUGACCUCCUAUGACUGUGCUACAGCUGUGCUACGACCUUUGACCCUUAACUCUUUCAGAAGCAUGCCUUCAUUACUACUGAAAAGACCUGGGGUCAAGAUGAGCCUUUUGAAUAGAGAAUCAAUCUACAGAAUGUUUUACCUUACAGGUUUCAGAUAUAAUUGACCAAUGUAAAAAAAUAAAAAUAAAAGUGUUUGGUCUGAACAAAGUAUUUUCAGUUCAGAGAUCACGGAGAGGAAUGGAGAAGUCAGCGGUCUGUCAAAGGGAAUAGAUUACAAUGUGUCACUCAUUCCACAGCGGGCCGAGUGUUUUGGCUCCUCUCUUGUCACUGAUUAGUAACUACCCUCACCUGGUUGUCUAUUGCUUUGUUGAAAGGAAAACCCAGCAGCCCUCCAUGGAAUGAGUCUGUUCCCCUCGAUUAGAACAAUACAACCAUAGAAGGCCAUUGACAGGUCAGGUCAUGCAGACCUUUAAACAACGCACUACUAACACUCAAACAAGUCUCUGUGACUAGAAGCACGUCAUACCAAGUCUCUGUGACUAGAGGCACGUCAUACCAAGUCUCUGUGACUAGAGACACGUCAUACCAAGUCUCUGUGACUAGAGGCACGUCAUACCAAGUCUCUGUGACUAGAAG